Messenger RNA from Labeo rohita (rohu), 997 nucleotides. It is a transcript of the gene mzt1, whose product is annotated as mitotic spindle organizing protein 1. The record is from RefSeq and is a predicted model, not a curated record. Lineage: Eukaryota; Metazoa; Chordata; Actinopteri; Cypriniformes; Cyprinidae. Bases 239 to 466 code for a protein of 75 amino acids. Gene Ontology annotation, cellular component: centrosome; interphase microtubule organizing center; gamma-tubulin ring complex. The transcript has 3 exons. Gene Ontology annotation, biological process: gamma-tubulin complex localization; mitotic spindle assembly; microtubule nucleation by interphase microtubule organizing center.
AGAACACCUACAACUUUAUUGACAUGCUUACCACAGCAAAAAGCGCGAGGCGUGAAUGUAACUGCUGUCAGUCUGUGUAUAUUUUUUAAUGCAAGAUUUGUGAAGUCGACCGGUGUUUAAUUCGCAAAUGGUUGGAAGACGUCAGGCACUAACAGAAAUAGACGUGUCAGGGUCAUCUGAAUGAAUUAUAGUGCUUUGUUAUUGUCAAGUGGUUGAAUAGCUUUAGCACGAUAGCAUUAUGGCCAGUCCCGCGAACGCAAAUAUGAAUGCUGUCAGAGAGACUAUGGAUGUUCUCCUGGAGAUAUCAAGGCUCCUGAAUACAGGAUUGGACAUGGAGUCUUUGUCAAUAUGUGUCCGUCUCUGUGAGCAGGGGAUCAAUCCCGAAGCGCUGUCAUCAGUUAUCAAAGAACUCAGAAGAGCCUCGGACUCAUUAAAGGCUUCUGAAAACAGCACUAGUCAAGGAUGACCAGUCGAAAUUUCAUCAAUGGCAGAGUGGUGCCUGUUGGAGAAGAAGGAACUGCACAGUGCAGUGUAUAUAAGCAUGUACAUAGGAUUAAUUUGUUAAAACAGUUGCAUUGCCUUGUGUUUGACCUACUUCCAUGUGCCUCAGUAUGUACAAUUGGACUGUUAAAUUGUGUUCCUUUUUUUAAUGUUGUGUAUACUAAUAACUGUAAUUCAUUACAAUGCUAACAUGUCCUCAAAACAUAUAUUACCAUAUGGAACCAUUUUUUGCCUCAGAUUAAAUCAGUAAAAUAUUUUUUACCCCAACUGUACUUUAUGUGUAUAUGAUCGCUGAAAAGCAUUUCCUCUGCACCUCCAUGUGCGUUUAUGUCUUUUAACCACAUGAUGGCGACAGCAGUGCAUUUAUAGGGAACUCAUGCAUACAUUAGUUCUGCUUUGAAUUCUGUCCUAGCAUUGUAAUUUCAGUCUUUUAUGGUUUAUUUAUUCAUUUAUGAUAAACGUCAUGGCCAGGACUCUAUUUUUUUUUUUUUUUUUU